This is a messenger RNA of Cadophora gregata, 1776 nucleotides long. RefSeq lists its product as uncharacterized. The record is from RefSeq and is a predicted model, not a curated record. Gene Ontology annotation, biological process: signal transduction; cell division; positive regulation of protein phosphorylation. The transcript has 3 exons. Gene Ontology annotation, cellular component: nucleus; cytoplasm. Bases 865 to 1776 code for a protein of 303 amino acids. Gene Ontology annotation, molecular function: protein kinase activator activity. NCBI's taxonomy places the organism in Eukaryota, Fungi, Ascomycota, Leotiomycetes, Helotiales, Ploettnerulaceae.
CAGUAACAGCACCAGCGAGAGCGAGCCAGCUCCUUAACCAACCUUCACCGCUAGUACCGCUUCUGACUAGCUUCGUUUCUGGUUCAGGCGCAACCUCCUAUUUACAACAUCCUCUGGCUUAUUUGAUCAAUAUUGAGUGCGGCUCCCGUCACCUGUCAGCACCACUCGAGCUCCGUUCAUAUUCGAAGCCUUUUGUGCCAACUCAAGUCUGUCUUGAAUUCUGUAGCUGAUCUGUCACUAUGUCCAACUUCUUGACUGGAAUGUAGGUACCCAUUUGCACUUCUGUUGGUGCCGUUUCUUGUUGGUUAUACGCCUGGAAAGAGAUUAGGCAUUUGUUCCUGUUGAUUUUGAAUUUUCUGGAAUUUGAGCAAUUUUGAAGAAAUCUACAGCUGUCUAUCUUUUUGUGGCUUCAUUCACCCAGUGGGUGACGGAUUGUCUAUCCAACAGGAGAUCGAGCAUUAGGGUUGGAUGCCUUCACAAUAUCAAUAGGAGCUGAGACAGUCUUAGAACGAUUGCUCUCUCUCUCAUGUUCAGAUCUUUCUUCGUCUAGCUUAAACCUUGUUCUGUUUGCCUAUGCUUUGGUCCAUCGAAGUUCCAACUGUUGGCAGAAAUUGUCAUAUUGUUCCUUGUCAUGUUUUAAUCACGUUUUUUUGGCUUCUGAUGAGACUUCUUUGCUAAUAGUUCUCACUUUACAGUAGCGGUCGCUUCAGAGGUGGCGGUAAGAAUGGCGGCACCAAAAGCCCUGGACCUGGAGCACAGCCAACAUCACCUACAGGCACCUCACAGAGCAGCUCAUCAUCAACCAAUCUUGCACCAAGAGUCCCGCCACUACCCAACUCUCCUUCCCUGUCUCAGACUCUAUCCAUGAACGAUUCUUCAAGCAGUCUUCCUACUGGUGAUGCCCUCUCCUGCUACAACCUUCCACGGCCAAAGCCACUAUGGCUGAACGAUUCGUAUGCCAAGCAUAUUGUCAAAGGCAAUUUCAUGACUUUGUCAGCUCGACCCAAGACAGUGGAGCAAGGCGAAUGGAUUGCUCACCAAGUCGUUGAACAUUACCGUAAUCUUUGGAACUUUGUGCGUGUUAUCCACGACAAGGAUGAAGAUGGAACCUCGAUAUGUAAUUCCCAGACCUGCCCUCGCAUGUCAGCUGGAGCAAACCAUUCAUUUACCUGGUUAAACUCUCGAAAAGAGCCAGUUGAAGUCCCCGCCCAUGAGUACAUCUCUCUGAUGCAAAGAUGGAUUUCCGGAAAGAUUGACAACACCGCCAUCUUCCCAACUGAUCCCGCUGGCGUUUCCUUCGCACACAACACUGGUGGCCCAGAUAUUGCCUCGGCAACCUAUGCAUCAGGUGGGCUUAACACCCCAGGAUCCAAUACCCCAAUCCCAGCCGGUCCAACAAGCCUCAACUCAUCCCUUUCACAACUUGCUGGCCCGGGUGACUGGAUCGGGAAGAGCAGUGGAUUCCCAGUCGAGUUCGUCGAUGUCUGCCAAACCAUCUUCCGUCAAAUGUUCCGGGUCUACUCACAUCUCUACUGGGCUCACUUCAUCGAUCCAUUCUAUCAUCUUGGCUUGGAGAAACCCAUGAACAGUUGUUUCAGUCAUUUUGUUCUCACCGCUACCGAGAUCGAGAUGCUGAAGCCUCACGAGCUGGAGCCAAUGCAACCCUUGAUCGAUUUGUGGGCAGCCAAUGGAACCUUCCCCAAGGAAUCUAAGGCCUACGCCUGUGCUAAUCUCAAAGCUGGAGAGCGGUUACUUGCGUUGUCUGGUGUCAAUUGA